This is a messenger RNA of Anolis carolinensis (green anole), 1384 nucleotides long. RefSeq lists its product as uncharacterized. The transcript has 3 exons. Lineage: Eukaryota; Metazoa; Chordata; Lepidosauria; Squamata; Anolidae. The record is from RefSeq and is a predicted model, not a curated record. The coding region runs from base 17 to 790 and encodes 257 amino acids.
CGGGAGAGAGGCCGGGAUGUCGUCGUGUCUGGGGCCGCUGGUGUCGCGGGCGGGCGGGCGGGAGCGGGUGCUGCUGGUGGGCGAGUGCGCACUCCCGGGAGGGAAGCCGCCUUCGGCCCGGCCCUGGAUGGAGGCCUUGGCGCGGGAGCUCUUCGCCCAGGAAGAAGCCGCUCCUCCUCCGCCUCCUCCUCCUCGGCCUUGGCCCACCUUCUGGCCGCGCUGCCGGCUGCUCCUGGUGCUCUUCCGCGCCGCCUCGCUCCGCUCUCCCGCCAAGAAGGAGCGCCUCCGCCUCCGCGCCAUCCUGCUCGAUCUGCGCAGGCGCCUCCGGGGGGGGGGCUUCCCCGCCGUGGUGGGCGUGGCCGUGCUGACGUCACCAGAAGAGGCGGGAGACCCCGAGGGAGAAAGCGCGCGCUCUGCCCUGCUGGCGCUCCUGCGGGGCGUCUUCCGGGAAAGAAAAGGAGCCGCCGCGGAGGAGACCCUGCAGGCCGCGCUCUACGAUCCCGGAGGAGGAGGAGGAGGAGCGGGCCAGGUCCAGGAGGCCGCCUGCAAGGCACUCAGCGCCGCCCUCAGCAUCCACGCAGACGGGGUGGAAAUCGAGACGCAGAAGCUGCCUUUCUUCUUGCAGUGCCUUCCAUGGGGCAGAAGGAGACAGCGGAGAAAAGGGCAAUUGGAGGCAGAUGCAAAGAAGGUUAACGAAGAUGCCUCUCAAGAUGCAGAAGAAGUCGUGGCUUUGACUAGCAUGGCGCCCAACGGGAAUUGUGAAGAUCCUUGUGGAAAGGCAGGCAUUUAGGAUCCUUUCCUUCUGAAAGAACAGGAUUUGGGGCUGGUGUACCUUUGAGAGACGGAGCUUGACCCCGGAAGCCAAAGCAAUUCAAGAAGGAGAUGGUCAAGCUGGAAAGCGUCCACAGAAGGGCCACCACAAUGGCCAAAGGUCUGAAAACUCGGAAUCCCUUUGAAAAGAGGCUUUGGGAGCUGAGGAUGAUUAGCUUGGAGAAGAGAAUCCUGAGAGACGGGGGAAUAAAUAUCGGAAAGUACAUCUCACUGAGGAGAAGGAGGCAAGCUGCUUUUCUGCUGCUCCAAAGACUAGGACACAACAGAGCAGGAGCUUCGAAUUUCAGGAAAAGACAUUGCACCGAAACGUUAGGAAGAAUUCCUCCUGGUAUGAACUAUUUGAUGGGAAUAAGCUGGAGAGUCUCUUACAACUCUUAACCUUUUUAUGAUUUCUAAAUUUGUGAUUUCUUCUCAUCAGUGCCCCCAAAACCUGGAGGACAGACAGCCUUUGAAGCACCAUCGCUGAAUCAUAACUCAUUGCUUGGAUCAAACCUGACUUUGUCUCUUUUAAAAUUGUAUUAUAAUUUUAUAAAUGGUCUGUCUUGUUAAUUAA